This is a messenger RNA of Ramularia collo-cygni, 309 nucleotides long. RefSeq lists its product as uncharacterized. The record is from RefSeq and is a predicted model, not a curated record. NCBI's taxonomy places the organism in Eukaryota, Fungi, Ascomycota, Dothideomycetes, Mycosphaerellales, Mycosphaerellaceae. The coding region runs from base 1 to 309 and encodes 102 amino acids. The transcript has a single exon.
AUGGCUGUCACCACGCGCUUCAACUUGGAUAUCAAUGGUACGGAAAUUAGACCUGUGCAGCAUGAGUUCCGGAUUCCCCACUACAAAGGUUCCAAAUGGAUCAUUCGGCUCCCUACAUUCCCAAUAGAGUAUGCGGAUCUCUACAAUGCCGAUCAAGGCGCCUCAAGCAAUGUUCCCAGCGGCACUAUAACCGGAGAGAAAUGUCAAAGGCAAUUGCGUGAGCGCGGUCAGAAGUUCUCGCAGCUCGCUCCAAUCUUGCCUACCGCUGAAGUGGUGUCAUGCUCACCGACGAAGCAGACGUACUCCUAG